This is a messenger RNA of Drosophila albomicans, 1081 nucleotides long. It is a transcript of the gene vih, whose product is annotated as ubiquitin-conjugating enzyme E2 C. The transcript has 3 exons. The record is from RefSeq and is a predicted model, not a curated record. NCBI's taxonomy places the organism in Eukaryota, Metazoa, Arthropoda, Insecta, Diptera, Drosophilidae. The coding region runs from base 318 to 848 and encodes 176 amino acids.
UGUAAAAAGUCCAUUAUUGUAUGGGCGUUCAUUAUAUUUUGCAAUUAUUUUAUAGUGCAUUUAUGUGAAGCAGUAUAUUUUUUAAAGUGUAUGGUAUAUUUUAACGGUCAAGACGCGUCGCAAAGCUAACGACGCCAAAAUUGUAUAUUGUGAAAUGAUUCAAAGACGAUUUAUUUGCAUAUAUUUUGGAAAAAAUUAAUAACUGAUGAAAUUACGAGGCAGAGAAAAGUAUAAAUUAGUGAAACUAACAUUUGGCUUACAACCAAACACAAGCAACGUAACUAAAUUGCCCCCGAGAGUGCAACAAACGACGCGCAAUGGCACAAAACAUCAGCCCUGAACAGAGUGGUGCUGGUGGCAGUAGCAAACACAGCGAUGACUCGCUGCCUGUCAAAGACAAUCAUGCUGUGAGUAAAAGACUGCACAAAGAACUCAUGAACCUAAUGAUGGCCAACGAGAAGGGCAUCUCAGCAUUUCCGGAUGGUGAAAACAUCUUUAAAUGGGUCGGCACUAUUGCAGGCCCCAUAAACACGGUGUAUGCGAGUCAAACGUAUCGCUUGUCGCUCGACUUUCCCAACUCAUACCCGUAUGCGGCGCCAGUGGUUAAAUUCCUAACUCCAUGUUUUCAUCCCAACGUCGAUCUGCAAGGCGCCAUUUGUCUAGACAUCUUGAAGGACAAGUGGUCAGCGUUGUACGAUGUGCGCACCAUAUUGUUAUCGAUACAAUCGCUGCUCGGCGAACCGAAUAACGAGAGUCCACUGAACGCGCAGGCCGCCAUGAUGUGGAAUGAUCAAAAGGAGUACAAAAAAUACCUAGACGCCUUCUAUGAGAAGCACAAGGACACCUAAACCUAAACCUAGCAAGCAAAACUAACUACUACUACAACAACAACAACACCAAAACUGGCAGCGACCGUUUUAUCCUAAUUCUCUAUGCUCAUAUUGCGGCGUAUUUAUUUACAUUUCGUGGAUGUCUGGUGCUUGCAACACCAAGCACACCACUCUCAACACCAUCAUCACCACAUCCCCUUAUAUUCCCCUAACUCACUUAUAUUUCUAUAUAUUAUAUAGUUUAUGCUAAU